AUGAGGGAGGAGGAGAAUAUCAUUAUAACCCCUCGGCCAGGAUUGCCAUCUUUGGAUGUGGUUAGGGCAGCGCUUCAAAAUGCGCCGGUCCCAACCACUCCUGAUGAUGAUGCCACCGCUUUGGCCGAGGCUGAUUCCUUCUUCCGGCAAUACUUGUUGUCUUCAUCUUCAUCAUCGUCAUCUGACGAGGAGGACGAAGAGAAUAAGGCGGUUCGGCGUGCAGAUAUCCGCCGCCAAGUUGUGGCAGUGUAUCAAGCCAUGUUUCACUCAUCGGCGCUACCACUUCCUGAUACGGUCCUGCAACGAGAGAAUCCCAUCACUGACUCUGCACAAACGAGCUCCUCUGUUCGAGCUAAGGUACCCCGGCAGCUUACAGGACAGAUGAUAUCAGAUCGAACAAUGAGGUUGCUGAGCGAUCGCAGGUAUCAACCAAGAGAAUAUCAUUUGUGUCCUCUUUGCUUGAAUGGAUUGGUAACCGGGGAGUUCCCCGUCAAACUUGACUGUGGUCAUGGCUGCCAUAUGGGCUGCAUCAAGCGCUGGCUAGAUGUUAAGAACAUCUGCCCCUCCUGUGGUGCAGUUGCCCUCACUCUUCUUUGA
Oldenlandia corymbosa var. corymbosa is the source of this 597-nucleotide messenger RNA. The record is from the annotation of a GenBank genome assembly. Lineage: Eukaryota; Viridiplantae; Streptophyta; Magnoliopsida; Gentianales; Rubiaceae.